CUUGGUCAGACACGUGUAAUGUUUAUGUCUGGCUGAUUGACCCAUUCCGUAGUCAUUAGUGAACGCUCUAUUUUGUUUGGUGCGACACAAGUCAACAAGCAAAAGUGCUCAAAUUGAUGGCCAAAACAUGUUCAACUGUAUGCCGCCAGAAGCCUAGUGUCGGCAAACCUCCACCGGAAGCAGCUGUUCCAGUACCAACUCAACACGUUCCGAUGCCAGCUGGGUCGCCGGAUUGACCACAACAACUCCACAACCACCAUGUCCAGCAAACCUCCCAACAUUCUCGUCUACUCCGAGGUGGAGCCCGUACGCCUCGAACUGAUAGCAACUCUUCAGCGCUCUCUGGAACCGGAUCGCUACACGGUGUACCCGUUGAGUGCGGAGCAGGUCCGCGGUCGAGCCUGGCCCGAUAGUACGGCGGCGCUGAUUGUCCACGGCAGGUUGGAGACGUCGCUGGCGGAGGUGUUUGCGGAUUACUUUUUGAACGGGGGCAAGUUGCUGGGCGUUUGUUCGGAUGUUGUGGGGAUGUUUGAUUGUGGUGAGGUUGGGGGCGUAACACGGGUCACGAAGCAUUUAAGAGAUCUGAGGGGUGAGGAUCAUGAAGUUCAGGUUGAGGUGAUUGCUCGUGAAGACACGAGUCGGACUGUGAGUAUAAUUGCGGUAGAUGAACUGAAGACCUGCGGAAGAGCGAUCUCAACACAGAUCGAGUUUGUCCCAUUCGAAGACAACAAGCAGAACCUGGAGAUCCUUAAGCACGUCUUAUGUACGGAACUUGGAAUAAACUUCAGGACAUCACACAAUGAAGAAGCUCUCUGCUAUCAAAGUGCCUUCCUAAUUGGUUCAAAAGAGGUUAAUCGUAAAUUCCUAAGUGGACUCAGCAUUCCCAACAAGCUCAAAGUCAGCGAUCUCUCUUUGCAUUUCUGCUCCAAGUCCGACCUCAUCCCAGCAGCGUCCGAAUCUCAACUUCCAGUCCUCACAGACCAACCCCCGGAAGACUUCUCCACCCAACUUUUCCACGAUUACCUCAAAACCACCAAAAUCGGCCGUCUAACCCUGUACCUCCCCCUCGUCACCAGCUCCAUGAUCAUCGUAUCGAACGCGACCCUGCCGCACGGCUUCGUCGCGAUCCCACGCCGUCAAACGCGCGGAACCGGCCGAAACCGCAACCAGUGGCUCAGCCCGGACGGUUGUGCCAUGUUCUCCCUCCAACUGCACGUCCCGCUGGACAGUUCCCUUGGUCAACGACUUCCAAUGGUUCAGCACCUGAUCGCACUGGGCAUCGUGCUGGGGAUUCGGAACCAACCCGGGUACGGCGAGCUGGACGUGCGGCUCAAGUGGCCUAACGAUGUGUACGCCAACGGGAGGAGCAAGCUGGGCGGGAUCAUCGUCAACUCGCAGUUGGAGGGAACGCGGGCCGUCGUGAACGUUGGUUGCGGGGUAAAUUUGAGUAACUCGACGCCGACGACUUGCGUGAACGAUGUGAUUGAGGAGUUUAAUCGGGAGAGAGGGGAGCGAUUGGAAGCGUUGGGGUACGAGCAGCUGUUGGCGCAGAUAUUCAACGAGAUUGAGCGGAUAUUUGAAGAGGUUCAGCGGGGGAAGGUUGAGGUGCUGUACGAUUUGUACAGGAGGUAUUGGUUGCACGAAGGACAGAGUGUAACGAUUCGGGAUAGAGAUGGGCUGGACGUUACCGGAACGGUUGCCGGUAUCGACGAGUACGGAUAUUUGCUGGUGAAGGUGGAUGGAGCUGGGGAGCCGAUUUGUGUCCAUCCGGACGGGAAUAGUUUCGACAUGAUGAAGGGAUUGAUCAUUCCAAAGUACUGCUAGGUUAAGUGUUGACUAUUUUUAUGAUGUUUUGUUUGACAUUUUCUAAUAAAGACAUAUAUUUCA
Molecule: messenger RNA, 1887 nt
Organism: Culex pipiens pallens (northern house mosquito)
Lineage: Eukaryota; Metazoa; Arthropoda; Insecta; Diptera; Culicidae
Gene: Hcs
Product: biotin--protein ligase
Exons: 2
Coding region: 259-1824 (521 amino acids)
Biological process (GO): protein modification process
Cellular component (GO): cytoplasm
Molecular function (GO): biotin--[biotin carboxyl-carrier protein] ligase activity
Source: RefSeq, a predicted model, not a curated record